AUGGAUACAGGCGAUGGGGGAGAGGCGUACACUAUUCUGUCGUGCACGUCGCAGGACUCAGAAUCGCACCCGGCGACAGCGGUGAAGAGCCCGACGGCGACCACCUACUGGCAAACACAGGCCCCCGAGAAAAAGGCUGCCCUCGAGCUUGCCCUCGCCACACCCGUUCAGAUUCAACGGAUCGUCAUCGGCAAUGCGGGGGCAGCGUUUGUGGAGAUACUGGUGGGCAAGAGCACCUCGCGUCCGAUCGACUAUCAGGUCCUGCAACCCAUCAAGCCACUCUGUACCAUGAGCGAGAGCAAGUCGGGCGCAAACCGCUACAGCGGCUAUUCGUUUGCGGACAAGUUCGAGCGCAAUGUGGCCAAGCAGACGUGGGACCGGGUGAAGCCCUGGAAUGUCGGUCCGCUCGGUCUGUCCUUCGUGAUCAUCAACCCCACCACCGAUGUGUCUCACCUGCUGAAGCCGAGCGUCGGUUUGAGUGCUCCGCCAAAGCCUACCACCGCAACUACUACUCCCAGCACCACGACGUCGGCCUCGUCUAGCAAGCCCACCAGCGCGGCAACCAAGAUCGCACCUCCGCUUCCUAAGCCCACCAGUAACGAGAAGGCCAAGGAAGAGAAGAAGGCUGACGAAAGCGUGCCGCUCAACAAACUCUUGGCUGGCGUUACGUUUGUGAUAUCGGGCAUCCAGAAUCCUCAGCGCGCCGACAUUCGUGACAAGGCCACGAAAAUGGGCGCCAAGUACCAGCAAAACUGGGACAACCGCGCUACGCAUCUGAUCUGCGCAUUCCAGGACACCCCCAAGUAUCGCGAGGUGAAGGGCAAGGGUGGGAUCAUCGUAAAGCCCGAGUGGAUCGUGCACAGCUUUGCGCAGAAGAAGCGGCUCCCUCUGACCAAGUACACCUUUGAGAAAGUGAAAGAAGACGAAGAGGAGGAAGUCGAGAAACAGGGCCACACGGCCGGCGGCGGCGCGCCGAUGGAAGAGGAAGAGGAGGAGGGGCUGCUGGACCGAAGGAAGGCGAAGAAUCGCCCGCCAGCGCCGGAGGCCAAGGAAGACGACAGCGACACGGAGGAAAUGGACGAGCUAGACCUCGGACCCACGCUCCCCAUCGCGCUGCCGACCGAAGCCGAGCACGAGGGAGGCGACGACGAUGACGACAUGCUCCCCACGUUGCCUAUUGCCCGAGACUACGACGACGACGUACCGACGUACAAAGCCAAAGUCGAUAAAGGCAAGGGCAAGGGCAAAGGCAAAGGCGACGCGGAGGAGGAAGAAGAGGGUACGGAGGAGAUCGACGAGUUGGACUUGCUGCCCACCCUGCCCAUCUUCGAAUACCAGCAGGCCAAGCAGACGAAAGGCCCGCCCAAGGCAAAGAGCGAAAGCGACACAGCCGACUCAGCAAACAAGCGGCAGGAGCGAAAGAGCGAUCCCGAAGACAAAAACGAGGAGGAGGAGGAGGACGAAGGGUACGAUCUGCCCACGCUGGCCAUGGACCACGCCUACAGUGCCAAGAAGAGCGAGGCGCGCCGCGUCGAAGGCGACGAGGAGGGCGACACCGAGGAAAUGGAAGAGGAGGGGGACGACCUCAACGCCACACUGCCCAUCCCCGAGUACGCCGAGCCCACGAAGAAGCUGGAGAAGCCGACUCCGCCAGCCGCGUCGGCAACGGCGGCGACCAAGCAGGCCGGGAAAGAGGAGGACGAGGACAGUGGCACGGAGGAGAUGGACGAAGUGGAUCUCCUGCCCACGCUCCCCAUAGUCGCCGCCACAACAAUGAUGGAAGCCAAGUCGUCGUCGUGGUCGGUGGGAAAGCGGAAGCGGGAAGUAAGCAAGGAGGAAGAGUCGAGCGGCACCGAGCCGCUGAGCGAUGUGGACGCGCCGCCCUUCACCGAAGACAAGUUGCUGGCGAAGAAGGGCGCGGCGGCGGCGGCGACGACGAAGGCAUCGCAGCCGCUGGCCAAGAAGCAGAAGCCCGAGCCGACGACAGCCAAAGCCAAGGACAGCGAAGUGCUGGGCAAGCUGUUUGCCGUGCGCCCUUUGCCGGACUUCCUCGAUGGGGUCAACGUGUUCUUUCACGGCAAGUCGUUCGACGACGACAUGCGCAGGCUGCUGCAACGAUACAUUGUGGCCUACAAGGGAAGAGUGUCGCCCUACCUGUACGAAGACGUCACGCACGUGGUCACCACCGACGACUGGGGGAAGGACUUUGAGCGCGCCCUCAAGGAGCAUCCGGGCCUCGUGAUCGCGCGUCCAGAGUGGGUGCUCGAGUGCCACAUCCAACAGAAACGCGUCAACACCGCCGCUUACCGCCUGUCCCCCUGA
Acanthamoeba castellanii str. Neff is the source of this 2322-nucleotide messenger RNA. RefSeq names its product BRCA1 C Terminus (BRCT) domain containing protein. Gene Ontology annotation, cellular component: nucleus. Gene Ontology annotation, molecular function: damaged DNA binding. The coding region runs from base 1 to 2322 and encodes 773 amino acids. Gene Ontology annotation, biological process: double-strand break repair via nonhomologous end joining; base-excision repair; single strand break repair. Lineage: Eukaryota; Discosea; Longamoebia; Acanthamoebidae. The transcript is spliced from 15 exons. The record is from RefSeq and is a predicted model, not a curated record.